AUGAGCUCCACUGUUGGACAGGUGAUCAACUGCAAGGCUGCCGUUGCUUGGAGUGCGAAGUCUCCACUUUCUAUUGAAACUAUUCAAGUGGCACCACCAAAAGCUCAUGAAGUUCGAGUAAAAAUUCUCUACACUGCUGUCUGCCACACCGACGCGUACACUCUCGAUGGACAUGACCCAGAAGGACUCUUCCCAGUUGUUCUUGGACACGAAGGAUCUGGAAUCGUUGAAAGUGUUGGAGAAGGUGUGACCGGAUUCUCUGUUGGAGAUCACGUUGUUCCAUUAUAUGUCCCCCAAUGCAAAGAAUGUGAAUAUUGCAAGAAUCCAAAGACAAAUCUUUGCCAAAAGAUCAGAAUUUCUCAAGGAAACGGUUUCAUGCCUGACGGAACAUCCAGAUUCACUUGCAACGGAAAACAACUCUUCCACUUCAUGGGUUGCUCCACCUUCUCUGAAUAUACUGUAGUUGCUGAUAUCUCACUCUGUAAAGUGAAUCCAGAGGCUCCAUUGGAGAAAGUCUCUCUUCUUGGAUGUGGAAUUUCGACAGGAUACGGAGCAGUUUUGAAUACUUGUAAGGUCGAAGAGGGAAGUACUGUAGCUGUUUGGGGUCUUGGAGCUGUUGGAUUGGCUGUGAUUAUGGGCGCAAAGGCUGCUGGUGCCAAAAGAAUCAUUGGAAUCGAUUUGAUUGAAUCGAAGUUUGAAUCGGCAAAAUUCUUCGGAGCCACUGAGUGUAUCAAUCCAAAAAAUGUUCAGUUGGCCGAAGGAAAGAGCUUCCAAGCAUGGCUUGUUGAUAACUUCGAUGGAGGAUUCGACUACACUUUUGAGUGUAUUGGAAAUGUUCAUACUAUGCGUCAAGCUCUUGAAGCUGCCCACAAAGGAUGGGGAGUCUCGUGCAUCAUUGGAGUCGCAGGUGCCGGACAAGAAAUUUCCACUCGUCCAUUCCAGCUUGUCACUGGCCGCACAUGGAAGGGAACUGCUUUCGGUGGCUGGAAAUCAGUCGACAGUGUUCCAAAGCUUGUCGAAGAUUACUUGAACAAGAAGCUUCUUAUCGAUGAAUUCAUCACUCAUCGGUAUCAUAUUGAUGAGAUCAACACUGCAUUCGACGUCCUUCACAAAGGAGAAAGCUUGAGAUCCGUAUUGGCUUUUGAGAAGAAAUAA
Caenorhabditis remanei is the source of this 1155-nucleotide messenger RNA. RefSeq lists its product as uncharacterized. The record is from RefSeq and is a predicted model, not a curated record. Gene Ontology annotation, cellular component: cytosol. Gene Ontology annotation, molecular function: S-(hydroxymethyl)glutathione dehydrogenase [NAD(P)+] activity; zinc ion binding. NCBI's taxonomy places the organism in Eukaryota, Metazoa, Nematoda, Chromadorea, Rhabditida, Rhabditidae. Bases 1 to 1155 code for a protein of 384 amino acids. Gene Ontology annotation, biological process: formaldehyde catabolic process. The transcript has 4 exons.